Messenger RNA from Trifolium pratense (red clover), 903 nucleotides. Its product is annotated as zinc finger Ran-binding domain-containing protein 2-like. Lineage: Eukaryota; Viridiplantae; Streptophyta; Magnoliopsida; Fabales; Fabaceae. The coding region runs from base 78 to 578 and encodes 166 amino acids. Gene Ontology annotation, molecular function: mRNA binding. The record is from RefSeq and is a predicted model, not a curated record. Gene Ontology annotation, cellular component: cytoplasm. The transcript is spliced from 4 exons.
UAAACCACCACAAUCUCAUUUUACUCUUCUCAUCAUCACCUUCAACUCACUCUACUCAAAACUCACUGUGAGAAAAAAUGAGCAGACCAGGUGAUUGGAACUGCAGGACAUGCAACCAUCUCAACUUCCAGAGAAGAGAAUCUUGCCAGCGAUGUGGAGAAUCAAGAUUGAUUUCUGGCGGUGCUGAUUUUGGCGCCGCCUUUAUUGGUGGAAGAGGCUCUACUUCGCCUUUUCCUUUUACCACCGGUCCUGAUGUCCGCCCUGGUGAUUGGUAUUGUACGGUUGGAAAUUGUGGAGCUCACAAUUUCGCUAGCCGGUCAAGUUGCUUCAAAUGUGGUGCACCUAAGGAUAUUGACACUUUCUCCUCUGACUCCUCCGACAUGCCACGGUUAUUGAGGUCACCAUACGGUUUUGGAGGUGGUAGUAGCGGCACCUCUACCCGCCCUGGCUGGAAAUCCGGCGAUUGGAUAUGUACCAGGUCCGGGUGUAACGAGCAUAACUUCGCAAAUAGAAUGGAGUGUUACCGAUGCAAUGGCCCGAGGGACUCUAGUACCGGAAGAUCUUCCUAUUUAUCUUGAACUUCAUGUCUCCAUCAUCUGGUUUGGUGUAGAAGAAAAGAGAAUUGAGAGAGGCUAUUUAUAUUUCCUAGAGAUAGUUUUACUUAUUUUUGGUCUCAAUCAAUCAAAUGUUACUUUCUUCAAUGGGGCGUUUAUUUUUGGUUCUUAUGAUUUUCUUGUACUAUUCAGCUAGUUAGGAAUCUUUGUUUAGGUUUGAUUUUGAGUAUGAAUGGUUGGCACUGAUCAGUGUAUUUCGGAAGUUAGUUAGCUAUCUAGCUAGCUUGCCCAUGUACUUUUUUUCAGCACCAACAAUUUAUUUAAUUAGUAUUAGUGUUGUUCGUUUUGA